Messenger RNA from Pyrus x bretschneideri (Chinese white pear), 1305 nucleotides. RefSeq names its product putative disease resistance protein At3g14460. The transcript has a single exon. NCBI's taxonomy places the organism in Eukaryota, Viridiplantae, Streptophyta, Magnoliopsida, Rosales, Rosaceae. Bases 1 to 1305 code for a protein of 434 amino acids. The record is from RefSeq and is a predicted model, not a curated record.
AUGCCAGAAUGGGUAGAAUGGCUGCCAAGUCCGGGUAGAGGUCAAUGUCCAGACUUUCCUCGUCUCGAGAAGCUGGUUUUACAGAGUUGUCCGAAGCUGAGGGGAAACUUGCCGGAUUAUCUUCCUCGCUUGAAAAAACUUCAAGUGUCCGACUGCGGGGUUCUGCAUGAAGGGGCUACUAGGAGUAGGUGGAUACCCUGGUCUCUCAUUGUUAACGCGGAAUCCUUGCGACAAUCUCUUCAGGAUCUGAAAAUAAAUGGAUGCCCUGGUCUCUCGUCGUUACUAGAGACGGAGACGCUGUCCUCGCUUUCCAUGCUUGAUAUUCAAAUUUUUAGUCGCACAGAUUGCUUGCAGCCGCACUUGAGCAGUCGUCUUCAAAAAUUGACUCUCCAUUAUUGCGGGUCCCUCCUGUCGUUCCCUAGAAAUGGUCUACCCACUUCGUUGACAUAUCUUUGUAUAACAAGUUGCAGGAGAUUAGAAUUCCUAUCUCAUGAGAUGAUGGCCCAAUUGACAUCCCUUCGACGUUUCGAAUUAUUUUGGAGCUGUGAUUCACUGAGGUCCUUCCCGCUGGGCGUUUUCCCCAAACUUUCAUCUCUUCAGAUCUGGGGCAUUAAAAAUCUAGAAUCCCUUUCCAUUGGAGAAGGAGCUGAUGUUGAAAAUCUCACUCAUCUCGAUUCUCUCUCUAUCCAUCAUUGUCCAAAUCUGGUCUCUUUUGCCCACGGGGGGUUGCCCACUCCCAACCUGUCUAGUUUUACAGUCUAUGGAUGCGAGAAUUUGAAGUUGUUGCCCGAUCGAAUACACACACUCACCGCCCUUAGAGAUUUGCAGAUAUCUGGUCUUCCAAAUGUAGAGUCAUUUGCAGAAGGAGGUUUGCCUCCCAACCUACAAUCAUUUCGUAUCGGCAGUUGUGAGAAACUGAGGCCUUCGGUGGAGUACUGGGGUUUGCAACGACUUGUCUCCCUUCGAACAUUUGAGAUCUCGGGAAGCGAGAAUGUGUUGGAGACGGUGCUCAAGGAACAGCUGCUCCCUACCACUCUUCACACUCUCGAAAUCUAUGGAAUGAAAAGUCUGAAAUCUUUGGAGGGAAAGGGACUUCAACACCUCCCUUCUCUUCAAAAGCUCGAAAUUUACAAAUGUGAUAGUCUCGAAUCCCUGCCAAAAGAGGGUUUGCCGGCAUCGCUAUCUUAUCUGAGCAUCGACAUAUGUCCUUCUCUGAUGAAGAGGUGUCAGGAGAAGACGGGAGAAGAGUGGAGCAAGAUAGCUCACAUUCCUUGCAUCCGGUUAGGCGGCCAAGUCAUCAUUUGA